AUGUGGGCCCUACGGGCCGCCGUCCGCCCGGGGACCUGGCUCUCUCGCGUGGUUCUCGGCCGCGGGGCUCCGAGAGCUGCGCUGCCGCUGCCGGCCUGCCUCCAUCGCGCGCUCGCCGCCUUCGGCCCCGGGGGCCUCAAGGGGCGAGGAGGUGGAGGACGGGGCCCACGGGCUGAUGGCCCGAGAAGCCGAGCGGGAGAGGAGGAGGAGCCAGAAGAUGCGGAGGAGGAGGAAGCGGAGGAGGAGGAGCUAUUGAGGAGGGACCCUUUGCUGCCAGUGGGGACCCAGCGCGUGUGCCUGAUUCACCCUGAGGUCAAGCGGGGACCGGGGAAGCCGCAGCUGACCCGAGCUGAGUGGCAGGUGGCAGAGGCAGAAGCACUGGUCCACACACUGGGUGGCUGGUCGGUGGCGGACAGGAUGGUGGUACCCAGCAAAACACCAGAUGGGAAGCUCAUCUUCGGCAGAGGGACCUUAGAGAACCUGACAGAGAAAAUCAGAGGGUCGCCAGACAUCACAGCGGUCUUUCUGAAUGUGGAGAGGCUGGCCACGCCUACCAAGAAGGACCUGGAAGCCGCCUGGGGUGUGCAGGUAUUGGACCGAUUCACGGUCGUCCUCCACAUUUUCCGCUGCAAUGCCCGGACCAGGGAAGCGCGGCUGCAGGUGGCCCUGGCCGAGCUCCCCCUUCUCAGGUCCCAGCUGAAAAGCAGCAUUGCCCACCCGGAUGGACGAGGAGGGGGCUCGCGCUACAUCAUGGGGUCAGGAGAAUCGUUCAUGCAGCUGCAACAGCGCCUCUUGAAGGAAAAGGAGAUAAAGAUCCGGAAGGCCCUGGAGAGACUGAGGAAGAAAAGGCGUCUCCUGGGGAAGCAGCGGAGGCGGCAGGAGUUUCCUGUGAUCUCUGUGGUGGGAUACACAAACUGCGGAAAAACCACGCUGAUUAAGGCCCUGACAGACGACGAUGCUGUCCAGCCCCGGGAUCAGCUGUUUGCGACCCUGGACGUCACAGCCCAUGCUGGGUGGCUGCCCUCCCGCAUGGCUGUCAUUUACAUGGACACCAUCGGCUUCCUCUCCCAGCUGCCCCACAGCCUGAUUGAGUCCUUCUCCGCUACCCUGGAAGACCUGGCUCAUUCAGAUCUGAUCGUCCACGUGAGAGACGUGAGCCACCCUGAGACGGAGCUGCAGAAAGCCAGCGUUCUGUCCACUCUGCGCGGCCUACACCUGCCCGCCCCGCUCCUGGACUCCGUGCUGGAAGUUCAUAACAAGGUGGACCUGGUGCCCAGGUAUAGCCCGGCGGGACCACAGGCUGUCGCCGUGUCCGCUCUCCUGGGGCGCGGGCUCCCGGAGCUGAGAGCCCGGCUGGAAGACGCCAUUCUGAGAGCCACGGGAAGACAGGUCCUCACCCUCCGGGUCCGGCUGGCGGGCACGCAGCUGAGCUGGCUGCAUCGGGAGGCCACGGUGCAGGAGGUGGACGUGAUUCCCGAGGCCGGCGUGGCUGACGUCAGGGUCGUCAUCAGCAGCUCCGCCUACGGCAAGUUCAGGAAGCUCUUCCCCGAGUGAGUGGACACUGUGUGGGUUCAGCCGUCCACUGAAGCGGCCGCCGUCCCCUCCGUGGCUGCUCAGGGUGGAAGGGCUGGUGGCUGCCUGCUGUGGCUGGAAGUCAAAGCUCAGCUUGCAGGCGGACUGAGCGGUUCUGGUUCCCGGGGGAUCGAGCAUGCCUCGUGAGAGCUGGCGUCCCUCCCGCAGCGUUUCGGCUACAAGAUAUUCAAAGCUCUGCUCGUGUUUGUAGACCAGUCUUCCUGCUGCUUCCGUGUGUGGGCCGCCCUGCGGAGGUCCUGCCCGUGGUGGCCGCGAGAGGGCCAGUUGGGGUUUCCCCAUCUGCUGUGUGUCACAGACUCACAGCUGCUCCCCACGGAGCGUCCUGGAAUUGGGACAGUCUCCCGGCCACCCAGAAGUCUCUCUGCACGGUUCGAGGAGAAAACACGGUGUGUCACUGAAUCAGCACAAAGCCGGGGUGCUCCGUGCUCACAGGCAGCCGGCUCCGACGAGGGAGAGACAGGAGGGACCUCGCCUUCCCCACGGCCUGUCACGGACCUGGGCUGUCUUCACCGCAGGUCCCAGGACACGCACCCUGCGGCGCAGAACUGGACGCCAGUCCCUCCGCUUUUAGAGACAUUCGUACACGUCUGAGCGUGGCGCCGUUGCCCGUUCUCUGGAGGGAACGCUGACGUGAGAGGCCUCUGUUGCCGCCCUGGGAAAUGCUUCGCUUCGUUUUCCCCCUUCGAAGUGUGUUCACCCUUACAGCAGUGUUUUGUGAGUGAUUCCAGAUUUCAGCAUUCAGGGAUUAAAAAUUAAAAAAAAAAUCUGUAGCCUGCCUUGGGGCAUGCAGGGGGGUGUGUCUUUCCUGAAGACGGGAGAGCCUUCUCCUUACUGGAGUCCUGAGAUGUGAGGACAGAGCAGAGGCUGAGUUGGGGAAACUGAGGUCCCCGCAGUGCUGGUGUGGAAGAAUGAGGAGGAGCCGGGAUCGAGGAAAGCAGGGAGCACGGGAGCCGGGUUCUCGCCAGAAGGACCCAGCCCCUGACCUUGGCCCAGUCAGACCCAUGUCAGCGCCCUGGCUUCCAGAACCGUUUCGAGAAUAAAUCCCUGUGCUCUGAAGCCCCCACAUGUGAUCAUCUGUCCCAGCGGCCCUGGGACACUCAGGCGCAGGGUCCUGGGGUGUCGGUGGACAGGACUGGACGACAUCGCCCCGCGAGCUGGCUGUGUGCUGGGACGGCCUCACCCCCUCCUCCCACAGGGGCCCCGAGGGCUGAGUGUGGAGCUGAUACGAGGUCCUCUGCACUGUCGGGCCCACACAGUGGACGCGGAUGGCGCAAGGUCCCCCAGCACCGUCCAGGCCAGUUCAGCGGCUCAGUGGACUGGAGGUGCGAGGCCCCCCAGCCCCAUCCGGGCCAGCUCAGUGGACUGGGGGUGCCCGAGGUCCCCCAGCACCGUCUGGGCCGGCUCAGUGGACUGGGGAGCGCGAGAUCCCACGCAGCACCUUCCGGGCCGGCUCAGUGGACUGGGGGUCACGAGGUCCCCCAGCCCCGUCCGGGCCGGCUCAGUGGACUGGGGGGCGCGAGGUCCCCCAACCCCAUCCGGGCCGGCUCAGUGGACGGGGGGGGCGCGAGAUCCCAUGCAGCACCGUCCGGGCCGGCUCAGUGGACGGGGGGCGUGAGGUCCCCCAGCCCCGUCCGGGCCGGCUCAGUGGCCAGGGCAGGCGUGAAGUCCCGCGGCACUGGCCCAGUCGGCCCAGUGGCCGGGGCGGGCUGCAGGACGGCCCAGGUGUGGCUGGCGUCAGGACACCUGCCGCCUCUGGCAAGGCUGAUCAGUCCAGGAGACCCGCCAGGCUUUCUGCUUCACUCAGCUCAGCCCCUGGGGGAUUUACUCCUACGGGGUCUCCAAACAGACCCCAGGGGGCAGGGAAGCAUCCUGCAUGGGCCGCCCCAACCCCUGAGGCCCAGCCCAGUCCACAUGCCCCUGGGUGUGUGCUCCACUCUGCCCUGAGCCCCCUCGGCCGUGCUCUGCCCGGUCCCUACGCCAGGGGCACAUACAUCUCCCCAGACCCCCUCUCCGGGCUCUGACCGCUCCACCCCAAUUCCUCCCUGUGCAGGAGACACAAGGAAGGGGUGGGCAUGGGUCAGGCCUCUGGUCCCUCACUCUCCUCCUGGCACCCCCCCUUCCCCCUGCCGCCUGGUAUCCCCACCCCGUCCCAAAGGCCCCACCCCAAGGACUGGAGACUGCAGGGUCCUGACAUCUGCUGUGGAUGCUUAUCACAGUGGGGUCUUGCUGAGGAGGUGGCUGGGGGUUCCAGGGGGCCUGCAACAGAGGGCUGGGGGCCUCGGGGGGCCUGGGAGGGAGAGUCAGGGGGCUUCUGGGUCCUAGGAGGGAGGGCCACAGGUUUCAGGGGCCACACAGAGAGGGUAUCGAGCUUCCCAUCAGGGGGAACAGGUACAAGACCGCCCCCCACCCCGCUCCCCCUGCCAGCACCCAGGCUUCCCCAAGACCCCUCUGUCUGCAGAUGGGCUUCUCCCCUCCCAACUGCGGGGCCCACCGUGCCCAGAGGAGCCGGGCCCUGAGAACAAAGCCACGUGCUGGGAGGGCGGCAGUCACUGCAGGAAGGGAGCCCACCCAGACCCCCGCAGUGCCCCCACCCCAGAUCUGACAUGGGACCAAAUAUGGGCUUGACCCAGAGCCGCCAUCACGAGAUAGUCGUUCACCCAGCCGACCACGCACACUGCCGGGCGCUGUGAAGAGCUGAACCACACCGCCGCCUCCUCUGAGGGCUGGCCGUCCACACCUUCAGCCACGGCGUUGUCGUCUGCCAGGCAGAUCCCUCAGAGAGCUCACCCCUCGGAUACAAGUCUCAUCUUUAAAAUUAACUACACGGGGCCAGGGGGACACCUGGCUGGUCCAGUCGGUGGACCUCGGGGUUGUAGGUUUGAGCCUCACCUUGGGUGUAGAGUUUACUUGAAAGUAAAAUCUUCAGGGCGCCUGGCUGGCUCAGUCGGUUAACCGUCUGCCUUCGGGUCAGGUCAUGGUCCCAGGGUCCUGGGAUCGAGCCCCGCAUCGGGCUCCCUGCUCCACGGGAAGCCUGCUUCUCCCUCUCCCACUUCCCCCUGCUUGUGCUCACUCUCUCCCUCUGUCAAAAAUAAAAUCUUAAAAAAAAAAUUUUUUUAAUUAAAAAAAAAAGGUAAAGGGGCGCCUGGGUGGCUCAGUCGUUAAGUGUCUGCCUUCGGCUCGGGUCAUGAUCCCGGAGUCCUGGGAUCGAGCCCCACAUCGGGCUCCCUGCUCGGUGGGAAGCCUGCUUCUCCCUCUCCCACUCCCCCUGCUUGUGUUCCCUCUCUCGCUGUGUCUCUCUCUGUCAAAUAAAUAAAUAAAAUCUUUAAAAAAAAAAAAGGUAAAAUCUUCAAAAAAAAUGAAAUGAAGUGUGUAAUCUUUCCUUCAUGUCUGCACUGAGGAACUUAAAAUACCACAGAACUCAAAAGUUGCAUCCAGGGGCACCUGGGUGGCUCAAUCGGUGAAGCAUCUGCCUUCAGUUCAGGUCGUGAUCUCGGGGUCCUGGGAUCGAGCCCUGCGUCAGUUUUCCCACUUAGCGGGGAGUCUGCUUCUCCCUCUGCCUCUGCCCCCCAUUCGUGCUCACACUCUCUCUUUC
Messenger RNA from Mirounga angustirostris (Northern elephant seal), 5185 nucleotides. RefSeq names its product GTP binding protein 6 (putative) (gene GTPBP6). The record is from RefSeq and is a predicted model, not a curated record. Bases 1 to 1554 code for a protein of 517 amino acids. Gene Ontology annotation, cellular component: cytoplasm. NCBI's taxonomy places the organism in Eukaryota, Metazoa, Chordata, Mammalia, Carnivora, Phocidae. Gene Ontology annotation, molecular function: ribosome binding; GTP binding. The transcript has 10 exons.